GGCAGCCGUGCGCCAAACCGUGCCCGGUCAGCUGGGAAAGAAGAAGUAGGAGAAAGAAUUGUGGGUUUUAUGGUUUUAUCCACUGACUGGGCGACUUUGUUUUUAGGACGUCUGCACAGUGAGAAAGAUGCCCACUCAGAAAGAAUGCCACGUUUGUAAGACAAAAAUCGGGGUAGCCAGUAAGACGUGUGGGCACUGUGGAGCCAAGCAGCCGUACAAACAAAAACUGCAGAAUAUAAAGAAAAAACUCGACCAAACCUGGAAGGAGAGGCAGAAAAAAAACAGCAGCGUCAACAAAGUCUAUGAUGCAACAAAUCUACUGCUCCACAAGUGGGAACUUCUAGAGCGGCAUCCACUGCUCCUCCUCGCCAGGAGAACUACCAAUGGUUUUUUAGCUGAGUGCUUCUGUCCAUGGCAGAUGGAUGCAGAGGAUGCUAAAGAUGCCCUCGUCACGAUAAAGAGGAUUUAUGAAAGACUUCUUAAUGAGGUGUCUGUGUCAGCUGAAGCAGCAGCAGGGUCGAGGCAGAGUCCAGCAGCAGACAGUGAGGAGACUCCUCCACCAGACCACCACGUCCUCACAGCCGACCCGGCUUCAGAGUCCACGUCCUCACCUGAGCACAGCCCACAGUUUGACACCAAAUUCACGUUGGUCGUCGCUCCGGGGCCGUCGUCUUUGGCUUCUCCUUUGUCCUCCUCCUCCCAGAUCCCUCCUGUUUCCUCCCCCUCCUCCCUGACCCGUCCCACGUCCUCCCCUUCCCCCACCCCUCUAGCGUCGUCCCCUCUCGCCUCUCCUGUGUCGCCGACCCUCUCUGUUUCUCCCAAACCCUCCUCUCCUGUGUCCACUCAGCUAGACGGCCCCGACUCACUACCCUGCUCAUGGAAAACAACACAAGCCAGAAGGAAAUUAGACCCCAGUGACUGCCCCAUUCAUCAAGGAUCCACCAGUUUCCCCUACAAACAGAUACUGGGGGAAAGAAUCAGGGAGGGCCAGGCUGAGGUGUUGGUCCAGUGGUAUCCAUGCUCUGGAUGUGGAGCCAAGUGGAAAAACACCUGGGAGCCAAAAGAAAAUAUUCUAAGUUGACAUUGUCUUCAUCAUCUUUGUGUUGUACUGUUGUUAUUGUUGUUGUGUUGUGUUGUUGUUGUUGUGUCGUCGUAGGACAUCCACAGAGACUGACUUGAGAUUGUGCCUUUCAGAGUCAGACAUCAGUUUUUUCACAUCAGAUUUCUGCCUUUAACAUUUUAGAGAUCGUUCAUCAGUUUUACUGUUUUAUGUAACUGCUUUAUAAAACACACAGUAUCCUUUCUCUGCAUCGUAGGAGACUGGAUAAAUGAAAUAAAACAUUUUGAAUUAA
Messenger RNA from Lates calcarifer (barramundi perch), 1352 nucleotides. RefSeq lists its product as uncharacterized. Lineage: Eukaryota; Metazoa; Chordata; Actinopteri; Centropomidae. The record is from RefSeq and is a predicted model, not a curated record. The transcript has 7 exons. The coding region runs from base 128 to 1081 and encodes 317 amino acids.